CUCUUCCUUUAACUUCCUUCAACCUUGCUACUUCCUACCCCUUGCAUGCGGUCUUACUUCCCCCACUAACCUUGUCGCAGUUUCUCGUCAGGUUUUCCACAGUACAUAGACAGCGCACCUCUUCCUUCCCGUCUCCCGCCGUCGCAGCAUGCAGCAACCAUGAGCGGACAAGCAGCCAGCUACUACAACACCGAGCAGCGCUUUGACGGCUCUGCGCCUCCGCCGCCGCCGCCGCCGCAGCAGCAGCAGCACUACAACAAUGGCUCCUACGCCCAAGGCCCCGAGUCCCAGCCCUACGCUCCCAACGGAGGACAAGGCUACCAGCGCGGCCCCGAGCCCAAACCCCCGCACGAACCGCAAGAACCGCCACCCACCUACAACCAAGCGGUCUACGGCUUCGACGACGCGUUCAAGGUCGAGAAACCGAAAUGGAAUGACCUGUGGGCUGGACUAUUGCUCGUCGCCGUCUUCCUGGGCUACGUCGCGGUCUCCGGGGUCGUCAUCUACCGAUACAGCAAGUACCACCGCCUGAGCGGCGGGGGCAUCUACGGGGCGGCGAACGACUUCUCGCUGAACACGAACACGGUGAUCCUGCUGGUGUUCGUGCUGGCGGUGGCGCUGGUGCUGUCGUACGGGUACUGGCUGGGGGCGCGCACGGCGCCGCGGCUCUUCAUCUGGGUGACGGGGAUCCUGAACGUGGUGUUCGCGCUGGCGACGGCGAUCUACUACCUGACGCAGCGGCAGUGGGGCGGCGGGAUUGUGUUUCUGGUGUUCGGGGUGUUCGCGAUCGUGUGCUUCGUCAGCUGGAUCCCGCGGAUCCCGUUCACGGCGUUCAUGAUGCAGACGGCCAUCGAGGUGUCGCGGCGGUACGGGCACAUGUUUGUGGUGAGCACGGUGGGCGGGCUGGUGUCGGUGGCGUUCGGGGCGUGGUUCUCGGUGACGCUCGUGUCGAUCUACGUGGCGUAUGAGCCCGGGGGCGGGGGCGAGGGGGAGAGUGUCAACCCCGCGUGCCGCGACGGGGGCGGCGGGUGCAGUCGCGCCCGCGUGAUCGGGCUGGUCGUCUACGUGACGUUCGCGAUGUACUGGUUCAGCGAGUGGCUGAAGAACACGGUGCACACGACGAUCGCGGGGGUGUACGGGUCGUGGUAUUUCUGCAGCGGCACGGCGCAGGGCAUGCCGGCGGGGGCGACGCGGGGCGCGCUGCGGCGCGCGACGACCUACUCGUUCGGCAGCAUCAGUUUUGGGAGUCUGAUCAUCGCGCUGAUCAACAUGCUGCGGCAGGCGUGCAGCGUGGCGCAGCGGCACGAGGCCGCGCAGGGCAGUCUGGUCGGCAGCGUGGCGUUCUGGGUGCUCGGCUGCUUCAUCUCCCUGCUGGACUGGCUGGUCACCUUCUUCAACCGCUACGCCUUCUGCCAUAUCGCGCUGUACGGCAAGGCCUACCUCCCCGCCGCGCGCGACACCUGGUCCAUGAUGAAGGACCGCGGCGUCGACGCCCUCGCCGCCGACUGCCUGAUCGGGCCCGUGCUGACCAUGGGGUCCGUCUUCGUGAGCUACGUGUGCGCUUUGCUCGCGUACCUGUAUCUGCGGUACACGCAUCCGGCCUACAACCAGGACGGGGAUUUCACCGCGGUGAUCAUGGCGUUUGCGUUUGUGAUUGGGCUGCAGAUUUGCCAGAUCUUCAUGACGCCGAUGAGCAGUGGCAUCGAGACGAUCUUCGCGGCCAUGGCCUGGGAUCCGCAGGUCAUGAUCGAGCAGCAUCCGGAUCUGUAUCAGCGGUUGGUGCAGUUGUAUCCGCGGGUGCAGCAGGCGAUUCAUGCGUAGGGGGUUGUUGCCGGGAGGGAAUUGCGGUUCUCGCUUUGGUAGGUGGGUUGGUGUACGAGUAUGCUGUGGUGUGGUUGAAUAGACCUGUGUCUCGAGUCUAGAUCUUGGGAUGCCUGACUGCACGUGUAUACUAGUGUCUAUGCGAGCCCGUUAGAGCUAAUGCUCAGUUGAUGCCAGUGUUAAUGUAAUAUCUAAUCCAAAAA
Aspergillus japonicus CBS 114.51 is the source of this 2024-nucleotide messenger RNA. RefSeq names its product choline transporter-like family protein. Gene Ontology annotation, biological process: transmembrane transport. The record is from RefSeq and is a predicted model, not a curated record. Gene Ontology annotation, cellular component: plasma membrane. The coding region runs from base 160 to 1821 and encodes 553 amino acids. The transcript is spliced from 2 exons. Lineage: Eukaryota; Fungi; Ascomycota; Eurotiomycetes; Eurotiales; Aspergillaceae. Gene Ontology annotation, molecular function: transmembrane transporter activity.